GGCUCAGGCCCUCGCAGCCCCGCACGCUUCUGGUCCCGACCCAGACUCAGAAAGAACCCACCAUGGUGCUGUCUGCCGCCGACAAGGCCAACGUCAAGGCCGCCUGGGGAAAGGUGGGCGGCCAAGCUGGCGCACACGGCGCAGAGGCCCUGGAAAGAAUGUUCCUGGGCUUCCCCACCACCAAGACCUACUUCCCCCACUUCAACCUGAGCCACGGCUCCGACCAGGUCAAGGCCCAUGGCCAGAAGGUGGCUGAUGCGCUGACCAAAGCUGUGGGCCACCUGGAUGACCUGCCCGGCGCCCUGUCUGCUCUGAGCGACCUGCACGCCCACAAGCUGCGUGUGGACCCGGUCAACUUCAAGCUCCUGAGCCACUGCCUGCUGGUGACCCUGGCCGCCCACCACCCCGAUGAUUUCAACCCCUCCGUUCACGCCUCUCUGGACAAGUUCCUGGCCAACGUGAGCACCGUGCUGACCUCCAAAUACCGUUAAGCUGGAGCCUCGGAGAUCCCCGCCCCGGGGUGGGGCCCUCUUGCACUCUGCACACCCCCCCUUGCACCCUGACCUCCUGAUCGUUGAAUAAAGCCUGAGUGGGCUGCAGUCUCUGUA
This is a messenger RNA of Sus scrofa (pig), 608 nucleotides long. NCBI's taxonomy places the organism in Eukaryota, Metazoa, Chordata, Mammalia, Artiodactyla, Suidae. The record is from RefSeq and is a predicted model, not a curated record.